Molecule: messenger RNA, 705 nt
Organism: Chironomus riparius
Lineage: Eukaryota; Metazoa; Arthropoda; Insecta; Diptera; Chironomidae
Source: the annotation of a GenBank genome assembly
ACAAAAACAAUUUAAAAACAAAAAAAAAAUAUCAAAAAAAAAGUUUAAUUCAAGCUAUAUGUUAAGCUCAGCUGAAAAUGAGAAACUGUAGAAUUUGCUUAAAGACUGACAUUCUGGAUGACAUGAUUGUAUGCUUUGAAAACACAGAUUUGAUUCAGGAUCUUUACUUCCUGUCAAAUGUUGCGACCGUAGAGAUUGAAGGAGAUGUAGCCAAAAUAUGCAGACGAUGUGUCAAAAACAUCAAACAAGCAGCAGAAUUCAAACGACUUUGUAUAAAAUCAGAUACCGAAAGGAAAAAAAUCAGUAAUGAACGAUUUUUAUGGUUCACAGAACUACAGAAUCUCAAAAUCACGGAUUCGAUUGAUGUGACAGAGGCUGUAUCUGUUUCAAAUGAAAAAAAUACUGAAAAUGUCAAUAAUAGUGAGGAUCCAGAACUCGAAGAUUUGUUACUGGAAGGAAAUGAUAUUUUAGCUGAAUUAGAAAAGUAUGAGAAGAAUCUGAAUGAACUUCACCUGCAUGAUCCAGCGAGCAUAAGUAAUGAGAAUAGAACAACUGUAAAUGACUUUAUUGAAUACUUAACAUACGAACAAUUAAACCAAGUGACAAAUGACAUUUUAGAACUAUUAAAUAUCAAUGACUUUGUGAAUGGAUAUACUUUAAUAGCCUAAAAUCAUAAUACACAAAACAGUAAACUUUAUAAAAUAA